Molecule: messenger RNA, 3517 nt
Organism: Wasmannia auropunctata (little fire ant)
Lineage: Eukaryota; Metazoa; Arthropoda; Insecta; Hymenoptera; Formicidae
Gene: Klp64D
Product: kinesin-like protein KIF3A
Exons: 9
Coding region: 176-2215 (679 amino acids)
Biological process (GO): microtubule-based movement
Molecular function (GO): ATP binding; microtubule motor activity; microtubule binding
Source: RefSeq, a predicted model, not a curated record
CGGCUGCGCGUAAAUGCGUUAAUGUGUCAGCGAACGGCAGGCAUCGAUCCAUUUGUUUACCGAGGUCGUCUGCUAGCCCGACGUUCCCCGACGUGUGCUCCGCAAACGUUUGCGAAUUAUGCUGUGAGAAACGCUCGUGUUUAUGUGACUGCUGGCGGGUGCACACGGAUCCGCAAUGCCGGGGACCGAAGAUAGCGCAUCGGAGCUGGGAGAGAUAGAGAAUGUCAGGGUGGUGGUGCGAGUUCGGCCACUCAGCACCAAGGAGUUUGACAACCACAGCAAGAAUAUAAUAGAAGUGGAUACCCUGAACGCCGAGAUCACGAUAGAGAAUCAAAAUGCGGCGCAUGGAGAGCCACCGAAAGUCUUUUCCUUCGACGCGGUGUUCGACACAGACUCCACCCAGGUGGACAUCUAUAAUGAGACCGCCAGGCCAAUAGUCGACAAGGUGCUGCAGGGCUACAAUGGAACGAUCUUUGCGUACGGCCAAACCGGCACCGGCAAAACCUACACCAUGUCCGGCGCUAAAACCUCCCCACAAGCCAGAGGCAUCAUUCCAAACACGUUUGCUCACAUCUUCGGUCACAUAGCUAAAGCCGAUGAAAUUCAGAAAUUUCUCGUGCGUGCGACGUACCUGGAGAUCUACAACGAGGAAGUUCGGGAUCUGCUCGGUAAAGAUCAGAAUACUCGAUUGGAGGUGAAAGAAAGACCUGACAUCGGAGUGUUCGUGAAGGACCUCAGCGGGUACGUGGUGAACAAUGCCGACGAUUUGGAUCGCAUUAUGUCUCUCGGCAACAAGAAUCGAGUUGUCGGGGCUACUGCCAUGAACGUGUCCAGCUCCCGGUCCCACGCGAUAUUCACAAUCACGGUUGAAUCUAGUCAGAUCGGCGAAGAUGGGGAGCAGCAUGUGAAAAUGGGGAAGCUCCAUUUGGUGGAUUUAGCUGGAUCGGAGAGACAAAGUAAGACAAAGGCGACGGGCCAGCGGCUUCGCGAGGCCACCAAGAUUAACUUGUCAUUGUCCACAUUGGGGAACGUAAUAUCCGCGCUGGUUGACGGACAAAGCUCUCACGUGCCUUACAGAAAUUCGAAACUGACUAGAUUGCUUCAGGACUCGUUGGGUGGAAAUUCGAAAACGUUGAUGUGCGCAAACAUUAGUCCGGCGGAUAUAAACUACGACGAGACUAUAAGCACUUUACGUUACGCGAAUCGCGCGAAGAACAUCAAGAAUCGCGCGAGGAUCAACGAGGAUCCGAAGGAUGCUUUGCUUCGUCAGUUCCAAGUCGAGAUCGAACAAUUGCGCAAACAGCUGGAGGAGAAUGGCGCGGAACUCUCGGAGUCCGAGGACGAGUCCGAGGAUUCGGAGGAAUCGAGAGAAACGAAGCGGGACAAGAGGGCUCGACGUAGAAGGAGUCAAAUGAUGUCGGUGGAAGAGUUGGAGGACGGAGACGUGGACUCGACAGAGAAGGUCGAUAAGGCCGAGAGGGACGAUAAGAGUCCGGUGGACAAAGACGUCAUCGAAUUGAAGAAGACUCAGAGCGAGAAGGAAGCGCUGCGAGAGAAGAUGCAGAAUUUGCAGAAUAAAAUAUUAGUGGGCGGCGAAAAUCUGUUGGAGAAGGCGGAGGCACAGGAGCAAUUGUUAGCCGCCGCGGCGGUCGAACUCGAUCAGCGGAAGAGCCGAGAGGAGCAAUUGAAGAGGGCCAUUAAGGCGAAGGAGGCGGAGCGCAUCGACAUCGAGGAGAAGUACUCGUCUCUGCAGGAGGAAGCGGCUGGGAAAACGAAAAAGUUGGCGCGCGUGUACACGAUGUUGAUGUCCGUCAAGGCGGAGCUGUCCGAUCUGCAGCAGGAACACCAAAGGGAGAUGGAGGGUCUUCUGGAGGGUGUACGGGGAAUCGGCAGGGAGUUGCAGCUGCAGAAUCUCAUUGUGAAUCAUUAUAUUCCCGUUCAGUAUCAGACGAUGAUCAAGAGAUACGUUCACUGGAAUGAGGAUAUAGGCGAGUGGCAGCUAAAGUGCGUGGCGUAUACAGGAAAUAACAUGCGCAAAGCGCAGACCGCGUCGCCGGCAGGGAAUACUAAAGACACAAUACCGCCAGACAUGUCGAACAUAUAUCUCACUUACAACAUCGGGAUAGACAAUACAACGUUUGUGCAACCGAAGAAAGUGCGAAGCCGUUCUGGCGUCCCCAGACCAACUACCGCGCAUCGACGUACACCGCACUAAACACGAGGAUCCUCGGCCGCGUGGAAACGCAGAGGUUUAUCUUCUCUCACAUUUUUGUAGAUCUAUUUUUUCUUAGAGACUUACGCAAUCGUGCGAGUGUCUGCAAGAUACUCGUAUCGGUGACUGGUACGAUUAGAUAAUAUACACCCGUUUCCGGUUUCGCGAUAUUCUAUCUUACUUUUUUAAGAUCUCGAGACUUUUUUUUAUACAGAGUGUAACCUGCCUGUGAGAAAAAUGUCCAACUAUAUCGAUUGAGUGGUUACGGUUGAAACUAUAAUUUAACGCCAAUCUCACACACACACACAAACAGACACAGUAGAUAAAACUAUUUAAACGCUUUCUGUUUGAAAUCACUUUGGAGUCACGCGCCAUAGAAGACACAAGUAUUUUAUCCAAGAGUAUUUAAUUUUUUAUUUAUAAUAUAAUAUAGAAAGAGCAUUCCAACGCAUUUACAAAUCGUGUGUUAAAAUAUUAUCGGAAAUACAUUUUCGUGUUAAUAAUAUUCGAAAGAGAUCGCUCUGGUAAUGUAGAAAAUAAUACGAGUCCAUUUAGAAAAGUGUGAAAAGAAACAAUGCUGUACCUGUGGAACGAGAAAGAUUUGAAAAUUUCGGAGAAUCGACGUAUAUAAAAAAAAAAUCAUGACAUCGUAUUUACAUGAUAUUUAUAGAUUCGGUUUAAAAUACGACGUUCUCUUAAAGAUAAAUUUCUUCUACAUUUAGAAAUUCGUAUAUUCUUCGGUAGCUUUGUUCGCUUGUACUCACUCCCUACAUGAUUCCUUCGGACAAACUUGGCAUAAGAAAUUACGUAAAUAAAAAGCUAGAAGUAAUACGGCGCAUAUAUUUAUAAUUAAUGUCGAGUAUCAGUGUCAAAUAAUCGCGUUAGAGUUACGAGGUUUUAUUUGACGAAGUAGCCAUUUUUAUGUGCUAUAGUGAUAUUAGAUUCGUGACGAAGGAUUUUAGAGACAGUGCGAACGUCUGAAAAAUAUAUCGCGAGAAACGUCCGGGAAGGUCGGACGUUCUUUGAACGCCUAUAUUUUUGAACUUUCGCAUUGUCCGAAUACGUUUUAUACUCUCUCUCUUGUAGAUCUUUUAGAAUACCCGACGAGGUAUGUGCAUUUAUUAUUUAUUACUGUGAUACACCGAAAAUGCUUUCGCGCAUGUUUUCGAUUGAGUUUUCGUCAACGCUUUGUUCAGCGUUAUAAAGUAGCCGGUCCACGGCAGCGCUUGAGUAUUUAUUGUUGUCGCGACGUAUGUGUCCUGUUUUUGUAUUUUUAAUUUGAGAAAUAAAGAAGAUAAAUUUCGA